Messenger RNA from Dryobates pubescens (Downy woodpecker), 1410 nucleotides. RefSeq names its product translation initiation factor IF-2-like. NCBI's taxonomy places the organism in Eukaryota, Metazoa, Chordata, Aves, Piciformes, Picidae. The record is from RefSeq and is a predicted model, not a curated record. The transcript is spliced from 2 exons. Bases 1 to 1410 code for a protein of 469 amino acids.
AUGAAAGAUGGCUAUUAUUUUACAAAUUUCAACAGUGAAUGCAUAGUGGAGGAGCACUGCGCCAACUUCCCCAGAGUGCAGAGGAAUGGUCUCCCGGGUCUCUUCUCGGGGAUCUGGACGAGAGACAGAGAUUGGGUCCCGCCGGGGCUACAAAAAGCCGCCAAGACGAAGGCAGACGAGAGCAGGACCCGUAAGGGGCGCAGCCUCCACCGCGCCCGGGCGCCACCCGUGGGACCCCCCGUACGGCGCGGGGGAAGCGGCCGCCCCGUCCAGCGGCCCAAGCGCACCAUACAAGGAGGCGGCGGCCGUGGUGAGCCCGGGCUGGGAGCAGGGCAUCCCCACAGCCCACCCGGCCCCACCGCCGCCCCGCGGUCGGUAACGGGCGAGGCGGGCAGCCACUCCUCCCCCCGUCGGGCGGCGGCGGCCUCGCCCGGCAGCCGGGGCCGCACCAGCAGGCGCCGGUGCUCUCUCGCGCUGGGGAAGGAGAAACUUCGGGGACACGGCGUAUCAGGCACCGUCGAGAGUGAUGGGAAGGGGAAGCGGCACUACCCGCUCCCCGCCGCCGAGCCCCGGCAAGGGCAACGGCUCACCGCACCUAAGAGGAGGGCAAGAGCCGCCGCCACGCCCCGGGGCAGGGGGGUAAGGUCUGCCCCGUCCCCUCGCCCCGGAGUCCUCCGCGGGAUAGAGCCGAAAGCGGCCGGCAGAGGCAGCGUCCCUCUCCGCCCACCGGGGACGGCUCUGUGCCUCUCCCGAUCGCUCACCUUCACGGAUCGGGCCGCACUGGCGUCCGAGCUGGAGCUGCCGCCGCCGUCCUGGGCAUCUCCGGGAGCGCCACGGGGAAGCGCCGCUCCGGUCGGGCUCAGCCCCUCACCCCCGUCGCUCCUGCCGCCGCCGCCUCGGCCGCUGCCAUCUUGUCCUGGCGGCUGGAAGGGAAGAGCCCCUGCUCAGCCCGCUCGGCAGCCCGGGCCUCCGCCUCAUCUUCCCUGGGAGGGACCCAGCCCGCCCCCGGCCGCCGCCUCCUCCGCCUCCCCCCGCCUCCGCCGCUGCCCUGCCCGCGACGGCCUAGCGGCGCCCGUCGCCGCCCAUCGCCCCGGAGGCGCGGGACUAAGGCACGCCGAGCGCUGCGGAGGGGGCCUGCGAGCCGUGCUGCACCGAGGCCCCGCUCCGGCGUGUCCUGGCCCCAAGACCGGCCUGUGGAUCCCGGCCUGCGGUGCCUUCCCGCCGUGCCUUCCCGCCCGCUCCACCGCCCGCCCAGGCUCGGUGCCUCAGCGGCAGCGCCCCCACCGGGCCCUGCCAUGCGACGCUCGCCGCAGCCGGGAGCCGCCCCGUGCCGCCGCUGCCUCCCCCGGCGCUGUCAGGGCUCCCCUCUCCCGAGCCUGCAGCAGUUCCAAGCCCUCCCUCUGUCCCUAA